Messenger RNA from Exophiala xenobiotica, 976 nucleotides. RefSeq lists its product as uncharacterized. The coding region runs from base 65 to 718 and encodes 217 amino acids. Gene Ontology annotation, molecular function: glutathione transferase activity; glutathione peroxidase activity. The record is from RefSeq and is a predicted model, not a curated record. The transcript is spliced from 4 exons. Gene Ontology annotation, biological process: glutathione metabolic process. Gene Ontology annotation, cellular component: mitochondrion; peroxisome. NCBI's taxonomy places the organism in Eukaryota, Fungi, Ascomycota, Eurotiomycetes, Chaetothyriales, Herpotrichiellaceae.
CGUGGAAGCACAUCUGGACACCAGCCUUAGUAUCAGUAAUAGCUCCAACACCCCUUGGACGAGAAUGCCUCGACCGCACCUCACCCUCUUCUUCGAUCUCCACAGCCCCUAUUCAUACCUUGCCUUCUACGUCCUCCACAAUUCGCCGGUAUUCAGGAAAUGCGAUGUAACAUACAUCCCCGUCCUGCUGGUCGCAUUCAUCAAAGCAAUCGGCGUCCAACCACCCUGGAGCAGUCCCAAUAAAGUGAAGUACAUGACAUCCGACAUUACGCGCUGGUCACGCGACUUCAAUAUUCCCUGGACGCCCGGAUGGCCGGAGAAUUACCCCUUUAAAGCCACGACACUGAAAGUCCAGAGGGUCCUAACGGCGUGCUCGCUCGAAUGUCCAGAGCGCUAUCCCAAUCUGCUCGCAGCGCUGUACCACGCGUUUUGGGUGGACAAAAAGGGCGUUCAACUGCCCGGGGUAUAUGAGCCGAUUGUCAUGAGUGUACUAGGACGAGAGGUGGCGGGCAGGGUUGUUGAAAGGAGCACGGACGAAGAAAUCAAGACUCUGCUGAAACACCACACGGACAAGUGUAUCGCUAGUGGCGCACCUGGGGUACCAUGGCUCAAGGCUGUCAAUCAAGAUGGCCAGGAGGAGUAUUUCUGGGGCUUCGACCAUCUGGGACAGGUUGCCAGACAUUUGGGUCUGGAGAAGUUGAGCGGACCCCAUUUGUAGCUUGACCCAAUUGGUGAUUGACGCGUGGUUACUAUGAUGGCCCAGCUGCAGAAGAGAAUAAAUUUUGCAAGGCAUGGAUCGUACUCCAGUCACCCCAGUCAAAGCCAGGCCAUGUCGACUGCCAUAACCUAGCCUGGUUCACGAGCACCAUAUCAGCGAAACCUUCUCGUGAGUGCACUGCUCACAGCUUUGAUGCUGUAUCUUUUGCAGCACGAUCCCUCAAUUGCCGUCUGAGAAUCUUGCCAGACUAUCUCAUAC